Molecule: messenger RNA, 985 nt
Organism: Tetranychus urticae (two-spotted spider mite)
Lineage: Eukaryota; Metazoa; Arthropoda; Arachnida; Trombidiformes; Tetranychidae
Product: troponin I 4
Biological process (GO): muscle contraction
Cellular component (GO): troponin complex
Source: RefSeq, a predicted model, not a curated record
AGAUGAGAUGAUGAAAAAAGGGGGAUAAAUAGAGACUUGAGGAUGAAAAGUUAAUCCAAAAAUGAGCUGAGAAUAGAUUAUUGUUCAAACAGAAGUCAAAUAACAUCUUUCAUCAAUCAAUUUAACCACAUCUUUACUUGUUCUCAUCCCUUCCUCUUGGCUUUACUUGUCAUCCGCCAUCAUUUAUUUUAAAUUAAAAGAAACAAUUUAAUUAUUAUUUUGAUAGUUUCCAAGUUACACUAAUCAUGGAUGAUCGUGAAAAGAGGAAAGCAGAGGUUCGAGCUCGUCUUGAACAAGCCGCAGCAGCAACCAAAAAGAAGAAGGGUUUCAUGACUCCAGCUCGUAAAAAGCGACUUCGGGCUUUGUUGAGGAAGAAAGCUGCCGAAGAGUUGAAACGUGAACAGGAGAGGCGAGCAGAGGAACGAAGACGAGCCAUUCGAUCAAGAUGUGGACAACCUCAUGACUUGGAGGAGGCAAAUGAAGCUGAAUUAACACAAAUUGUUAAGGAAUAUUACAAACGAGUUGCCAAAAUUGAAGAUGAAAAGUACGAUCUUGAAUACGAUGUUAACAAGAAGGAGUUCGAGAUUCGAGAGCUUGCUGCCAAAGUAAAUGAUAUCGCAGGACGAUUCAUCAAACCACCAUUAAAGAAGGUCUCCAAAACAGCUCAACAAAUGGAGAAGAUCCGUAUGUUUACAGCCAAAGUAUCUCAAAUGGAUUACCGAUCUGGAUUAAAACAGGUCAAGAAAUACGAUUUUGACGAUAAAGCAGCCAAAAAAGAGGAAUCUUCCAAGGAACCAGCUUCUCGAGAGAAAUCCGAGGCUUGAAUUGUUUACCAGAGUGGAGGAGGGGAAUAAGGAUCAAUUCACCAAUCAAACAUGCAACAGUGAAAUUUGAACACAAUAACAGGGAGAGAGAAAAUGUAAAUCAGUUGAUUGUUUUGUCGAAUAAAAUAUUAAUCAAAAUAAAAAUGUCACCACCAAAUUGA